Messenger RNA from Heterocephalus glaber (naked mole-rat), 4058 nucleotides. It is a transcript of the gene Ripk1, whose product is annotated as receptor interacting serine/threonine kinase 1. Gene Ontology annotation, biological process: signal transduction; protein phosphorylation. Gene Ontology annotation, molecular function: JUN kinase kinase kinase activity; ATP binding; protein binding. The record is from RefSeq and is a predicted model, not a curated record. Lineage: Eukaryota; Metazoa; Chordata; Mammalia; Rodentia; Bathyergidae.
GUCAGGACUGAGGAUGUGAAUCAUUUCUUGGGAAAAGAGGGGGGGACAGGAAACACAAAAUAAUUGAAAGACCUAGCAAAGCUAGGAGACAAAGACCAGACUAAACCAGCAAACCACAGGACUGUGAGAGCUGGCUUGGGUCCUGAGCCUCACUUGCAAGAGCAGCGGGCAAGCCCGGAGGCCUCUUCCCCUGGCUCCACUGAGCCUGCAGGAGGCUGUGGGGGUCCGAUUCGGCACUGGGCACAGCACCAAGGACACACAAGCAAAUAAAAAAGAAAGUGGUGUGUUUCAGGCAUUCUGAGCAUUCGGAAAGCAAGCCAACAUGUCUUUGAACGACAUUAAGAUGAAUUCCAGCGACCUUCUGCAGAAAGAAGAUCUGGACAGCGGAGGCUUCGGGGCCGUGUCCUUAUGUUACCACAGGACGCAUGGAUUUGUGAUCCUGAAAAAGGUGUACACGGGGCCCAAGCGCAUGGAGUACAACGAGUCCCUCCUAGAAGAGGGGAAGAUGAUGCACAGACUGAGUCACAGCCGCGUGAUGAGGCUGCUGGGUGUCAUCAUCGAGGAGGGGAACUACUCCCUGGUGAUGGAGUACAUGGAGAAGGGCAACCUCAUGCAGGUGCUCAGAGCCCAGAUCAGUAUCCCGCUUUCUGUGAAAGGAAGGAUAAUUGCAGAAAUUAUUGAAGGAAUGUGCUACUUACAUGGAGCAGGUGUGAUACAUAAGGACCUGAAGCCUGAAAAUAUCCUUGUUGAUAAUGACUUUCACAUUAAGAUAGCUGACCUUGGUGUUGCUUCCUUUAAGACGUGGAGCAAACUCACUAAAGAGGAACACAAUGAGCAGAGGAAGGCUAACAGCACCUCUAAGAAAAAUGGUGGCACCCUUUAUUACAUGGCCCCAGAGCACCUCAGCGACAUCAACGUCAGGCCCACAGAGAAGUCAGAUGUGUAUAGCUUUGGCAUAGUUCUUUGGGCAAUAUUUGCAAAUAAAGAGCCAUACGAAAACGCCAUCUCUGCAGAGCACCUGUUGAUAUGCAUAAGAACUGGGAACAGGCCAAACGUGGAGGAGAUCACUGAGCGCUGCCCCAAGGAGAUCAUCCACCUCAUGGAACUCUGCUGGGAGGAAGACCCGGAAGUUCGGCCAACAUUUCCUAGUAUAGAAGAGCAAUUUAAGCCUUUUUAUGAAAGUGAAUUAGAAGAAUUUGUAGAAAAAGAUCUGAAGAGUUUAAAGAAAGAGUAUCCCAUGCAAAAUGAAGUUUUGAGGAGAAUGCAGUCUCUCCAACUGGAUUGUGUGGCAGAACCUCCAAGCAGGUCAAAUUCAGAACAGCCUGGCUCGCUGCAUAGUUCCCAGGGACUCGAAAUAGGACCUGUGGAGGAGUCCUGGUUUUCUGCCUCCCUAGAACACCAGCAGGAAGAGCAUGAACCCAUCCUGCAGCAUAAACUCCAGGAGGAAGCCAACUAUCAUGUUUUUGGUAGCCGCAUGGACAGGCAGACGAAACAACAGCCCAGACAGAAUGUGGCUUACAACAUGGAGGAGGAGAGGAGACGGAGGGUCUCUCACGACCCUUUUGCACAGCCAAGACCUGCUGAGAGUGCUCAGAACACGAGGGUAAAAAGUCCUGCUUAUCCCAGUGCAGUUAUUCACAGUAAUGCAGGACACCAGCCGACAGGGGUAGCCAGCCAACCCCAGGUACCGUAUUGGAGCAACGAAUUCUAUAAUCUGUCUGGGCGUGGAAUAAGGCCAUUGGAUCCAGGAACACCAGGUUCAGGGAUUUGGUAUGCAUUACAUCCAAGCCAAAUGCCCAAUCUGUUUAAGACCCCAGUGCCUGAGACCAACCCAGCAGGAAGUACACCCACCCUUCCAUUCUACUCCUUGCCAUCAACAGAUGAGCUUAUGAAAUGCAACAUAAGUAACAGUACUGGCAUCCAGAUUGGAACCUAUAAUUACAUGGAAAUUGGUGGAAUGAAUUCACAACUGGACAACGUAUGUACAAACUUGGAAGAAGAGUCAGCUUCUAAGUACCAAGCUAUCUUUGAUAAUACCACUAGUCUGACUGAUAAUCACCUAAAUCCAGUCAGGGAAAACCUGGGAAAGCAAUGGAAAAACUGUGCCCGUAAACUGGGCUUCACAGAGUCCCAGAUUGAUGAAAUUGACCAUGACUAUGAACGAGAUGGACUGCACGAAAAGGUUCACCAGAUGCUCCAGAAGUGGCUGAUGAGGGAAGGCAGUAAGGGGGCCACAGUGGGCAAGCUCGCCUGGGCCCUCUACCAGUGUUCCAGGAAAGACCUUCUGAACUGCUUGAUACACAUCACCCAGAAUUAACCCCGAGGGGCUUUGGCAGCACGAAGCAAGCACAUCAUUUUAGUGAAGAACCACUGAAAGCAUUCAGACUUCUGUCCUCAUUGAUAUGGGUUGUGUCUGCAUUUCAGAGCUAGAGAAUGGGAAGAGAAAUCUGUAGCUAACAACCUACUUUCAGGAAAAUGCAAGCAGGAAGACCCCUUCAUGGUGCAGGAUCAAUCCAAAACAUGAGUUUUUAAAGGAAGAUUCAAGAAAGAUGACUUUCCUUCACCUCCUGCCAUAACCUUCAGAUAUGUUGCUCAUUCAGUUUCCUGGGGUUUUGGUUCAGUGAGACAAAGAAAGUGAAUGUAAAACAAACCAACUUUCUUACUUUGUGUUCUCCACAUGGACUUCUCUUAUAACCAAAGUGCAGUAAAAUUCUAAAUUCUGUCCAAAGUUUUCUUAUAAUGACAACCACAGCUUAUCUGAAAAUUGUAGGACCUGUUAACUUCAUAUCAAACGUUCUAGCAGUCAUAAUUAUGUGCUACCCUGCUCCAUUAUGUUAAGUUGUAAGUUAAUCGAAGCAACUUUAAUAAGGACUAUAAGGAAGGAAAAAUACAAAGGGAAAAAUCAGGUUUCCUCGGCAGUUGUAAGGACCUGCAAGUAAUUGUGACUACUAUCAAAAUCUCCUGAUUAAUUUGUUUUAGUUCUUUUCUAGCACUAAUACUUGGCAUAGCUAGUACUUCCACUACUACUAAGUCUAAUACUUUAUGGUACUGGGGAUCAAACUCAGGACCUUGCGCUAAGUCUAAUACUUUAUGCGGUUCCAAGCCCCUGUGUCCUGAAGAGGGAGCACAUGUGCAGAGGCACUGCUGUCUUUACCCCUGGGAAAGGCCAGAGCCUCAGAGCUGACCACUGUUGAGCAGCUUCCUCAGUUUAUCCCACUGUGCUGUAGAAACAUGUUCAUUUUUUUCUGUAUGACAAGCAGUAAAAAAUGACGGCUUCAGAGUCUGGUUAUUGCCUCUAGCACUCAACCUUUCAAAGCCCCCCUGAAUUUUAGGAAGGAACUAGAAGAAUAGAAGCCUGAAGACCACGCAGAUCGUACCCAUUUUGCUUAGCUCUCCCAGAAGGGCGGGAGAAGCCAUAGGGAGGGUCAGUCUGGCUCUCAGAAGAGAUGCUGGUGUCUUGGGUCGGUAACAAUACAGUCAGGUCCGGUUCUGAAUCCCCUGCAGCCUCAGCACAUACAAGCAAACACACAUAUCCACGUACACACACUCCUGAAGUGAGACUUCAAAACAGGGUUUCUCCACUUUGGCACUGUUGGCAUCUUAAGCCAAAUAACUUUGUAGGGGCUGUCCUGUACCUUUUAGCACAUUGUGAGCGUUCCUGGCUCCACCUACUGUACUGUACGCCCGAAGUACUAGUUUCCCCUCCCCCUGCCCGCAGGUGUGACAAAAAUGUCUCUAGACAUUGCUCCAUGCAGUAUCCCUUGGAUUACAGACCUGUCUGGCUGCUAAAAGCACUGCAGUCGGGGAAGGAACCUCAGUUCUCUUCCACAUGUGUCCAAGCUCACAGCUCAGCUGCAGGGCAGCAUUAGUGUGUACAGCCAGCAAGGAAGCUUAGAGCAGGGAAGGGCCCAGCCUUUGCUGGAGAAGCCCGGUGAUUUCUAAACAGCUUCUGUGUACUUCUAUUGUGCUGGUAUUCUAAAUUCUCUGGAUUUUAAAAAAUAUAUAUAUUUUAUGCCUCACAUGGAUUUUUUAAAAUAAAAUUUUAUGCUUUACAUAUA